AAGUCAUAUACGGCUUUUGCUUGCGGCCAUUGCUUGUGGUUGACUACAGACGGUGGUGCCAUAACAGCACCAAUAGUCGUCUGCGUCAAGCUAGUCUGUGCCGCCGUCGAACGCCGGCGGCACGGAGACGAGAAGAAUGGCGCGAGCCCUGGACAAAAACUCUGGUCGAGUUUUUCAAGCCUAUCGCGAUCCUCAGCCCUGCCUCCAGCGGCAUCAGUAUCGAGCCCGGAGUCGGUCAAAGGCGAAGAAGGUCAUGUAAGAGUCCAGUAUUAUCUGGCGGAUAGCGUACGCACCUGUCGUUUGCAGGUCUUAUGUCGCUUCCUCCUCGAGCUUCACAACUCCCUUGACCUCUUCGAAGCGGAGGAUUGCAUUAUACCCUCCACGGGAAGCUCGUUCUUGAGCGUCGCGGCGGGUGCGAUCGACACCUCGAGUUAUAUGCUUGAGGAAAUCCUCAGGCCCUUGACAAUGGCUUUGCCGGUAGACGACCUCCAUGAUGCAGGAGAACUAGAGCCGGCAGAUGGGCUUCACGAUGUUGUAAAUGCCAUUUCCAAAGUCGACGAGGAUCGGGCUACAAUAACCCAUUUGACGGAAGCGGGAACCUUGCGAGGGAAGCGCGGAGCUAUUUUAAUCAUUGUACAAUAG
Molecule: messenger RNA, 642 nt
Organism: Postia placenta MAD-698-R-SB12
Lineage: Eukaryota; Fungi; Basidiomycota; Agaricomycetes; Polyporales; Adustoporiaceae
Exons: 2
Source: RefSeq, a predicted model, not a curated record